Messenger RNA from Fonsecaea erecta, 1863 nucleotides. RefSeq lists its product as hypothetical. Gene Ontology annotation, molecular function: FAD binding. The transcript has a single exon. The record is from RefSeq and is a predicted model, not a curated record. NCBI's taxonomy places the organism in Eukaryota, Fungi, Ascomycota, Eurotiomycetes, Chaetothyriales, Herpotrichiellaceae. The coding region runs from base 1 to 1863 and encodes 620 amino acids.
AUGGGCUCUCUACAAGUGGAUUCUUCUUCCACCUAUCCCGUUGCCAUCAUUGGAGGUGGCCCAACUGGUUUAUCGGCCUCAAUCCUGCUCUCGCUGAGCAACAUCCCCCAUGUCCUGUUUGAACGAUAUCCUUCGACAUCUAUCCACCCAAAAGCAUGCGGUUACAAUCACCGUACCGUGGAGAUCUGGCGCCGCAUGGGCAUCGAAGAGGAGCUGAUCAAGCAACGCGCGCCAGCGUUCAGUUACAGCAGGACGGCCUGGUAUACCAGCUUUGGGCCUAAUGGGAGAGAAAUCGUCGGCCGUGACUCUUGGGGUGGAGGGGCGUAUGAGGAAGAAUAUGCCUCCGUCUCGCCUUGCCAGUAUUCCACGAUGCCACAGAUCAGACUGGAACCGAUAUUGCAGAAGCGGGCAUUGGACCUGAAUCCGAACGGGAUAUUUUAUAGCACUGAGGCCACAAAAGUUGAAGAAGCCGAUGGCCACGUCGUCGUCACUUAUCUUCGGAAAGGCGAGCAGCCGGCGAGCGUCAAAGCACAAUACUGCAUUGGUGCCGACGGUGGUCGCAGGCUUACAGAUGACUUGGGCAUCGGCUGGGAAGGCGAACGAGACAUCAUCGAUAUGGUAUCUGCUCACAUCCGGGCUCCCAUAUCCCUUGUACACCCUGACAUCCGCAACUUCCUGACCUGGUUCGUUAACCCGAAGCUCGGAGGCACAAUUGGUUCUGGCUACCUCUACCACUUGGGUCCCUAUCCCAUGUCCCCUGACACAGAAGAAUGGCUGUUUGCGUGUGGACUCAAUCCGGCAGAUCCAAAACGCUUCGAUGAAUCGGCGAUGUUGAAGCGGAUGCACGAUACAUUGCAAAUUCCAGACCUGAAAGCCGAACUGUUGUCCAUCAACCACUGGUAUGUCAACGCCCUCUGUGCAACGCGAUAUCGCAGCAAGAAAUCCACGGGCCGAAUAUUCCUGGUUGGGGAUGCCGGGCACCGGAUUCCCCCUUGGGGAGCUCUGGGCCUCAACACGGGCAUUCAAGACGUGGAUAAUUUAAUAUGGAAAUUGACUCUCGCUAUCAAUGGGAUUCCGCCAUGCCUCGGGAGCGAGAACGAUUGCAAUGCACUUCUCGACACAUACGACACCGAGCGGCGUCCGAUUGGUCAACGCGUGCGAGACUGCGCGUUGCAUAACCUACGUGCUUUUGGACUGGUCAUGGACAAAGCGAUCGGCGUCUCUGCCGAGAGUAGCCCGGCCGAAAACGUGGCGAACAUGGAUUCAUUCUUUGAUAUGUCACCCGCGAACACUGAUGGUGCCGCACGCCGCGAGGCUGUCCAGCGUGCACAAAAGAUCCUCGACAAUGAGUUCCACGGCCUUGGGGCGGAGAUUGGCUGGUUCUAUCCCGACCUCGAUGUCAACGGUGAAGGCAGGCUGACGAAUCACGACGGACAACUCAAGGAGAACGGCGAGUUGGAUUUGUUGUAUUAUCACCCAUCCACGAUUCCCGGCCAUCAUUUGCCCCACGCCUGGCUGGAGCAGGGAGACAAGAGAUUGUCGACCAGAGAUCUGGUCAGGUAUGAUGGAUUUGUCCUAAUCACCUCACGGCCGGAGUUAUGGGAGAAGGCCGUGGCAGAGGACGGCAGCGGGGUCGUGACCCUGAUCGGGAUCUCAGAUACACCUGACCAGGCGGUCAAUGAAUCUUCCUGGAAGGAUGUAGAUGGAAAGUGGGCUUCUCAGCGUGGGAUCGGUGGCUCUGGUGCAGUUUUGGUUCGUCCUGAUGGGAUAGUUGUCUGGCGUGCGCAGGAAUUCGAUCAAGGCCGCCACAGUCAGAUGGGAUGGCUGAGAGAUGUACUGCGGAAAGCUCUAGUGCUUGGUUAG